Neomonachus schauinslandi (Hawaiian monk seal) is the source of this 597-nucleotide messenger RNA. Its product is annotated as coiled-coil domain-containing protein 144B-like. Lineage: Eukaryota; Metazoa; Chordata; Mammalia; Carnivora; Phocidae. The record is from RefSeq and is a predicted model, not a curated record. The annotation marks the transcript as partial. The transcript is spliced from 2 exons.
CGUGAGGAAAUCUCGAUCAAACAAGGCAAAUUAGUGUGGAAAAAUAAUCUAAAACACAUCAUCAGUGAGUUAAAGCGGAAGUUCGGUGCAACUUGUGAAAGACACAAAAUUGCUCCUUAUGCUAAGGAAGAGUCACUACGUGGUAACUUUAAAGAAGGAGCAAACUUAAUGGAAAUACCUUCUAACUUGACAAAUGAUAGACUUGAUUGUGAGAAAAAGGAUAUAUUUGCAGUGCCUGUCCCUCUAGUAGUUCAGGCAUUUCCUGAACAAAAAAAGUCUCGUCUCAAAUAUGCUUGCCAGGCAUCUUCUGAUUUUUCUUUAAGUGAAAAUAAAUCAGACUGUGAAAAUGAUAACAAACCAGACACUGAGCAUGCUUUUAACAAAAAUAAGAGUUUUAAAAGUGAUACAGAAACUAAAAAAGUAAGGAACCCACUCGCUACGUUUGAAGUGAAAGAAGACCAAGAGUUUGACGUGCAAAUGGCAAAAAGUAUGAACCAAAAUAGCACUAAUUCUAAAUUAGACAUUGGACGUAUACCUCAGUCUAGUGAUUCAGAAAGCCAUUUUGACAAAAGGUUUUCCCGCUCCAAUGAGUACUAA